CUUCAUCAUUGAAACGAUGACCCGCACAAUUCUCCCGUUCCACCACACGCCCCCCCUACCCCAAACCUCCGGCCAGCGUUCCUCGUACCCGGAACUGGACUGGGAGGAAGAACAGGUUAAAGAGUUCCUGUGCAUCUUUGUCAAGGAUCGUUCUACCAGAAACGGGGAACACAGAGUAUGCGGCACCACGGCUCGCAAGUUAUACCAAGGUGACAUUGAAGAUCUCAAAAUUUACGUCGGCGAUGAUGAGACAAUCGCAAAAUGUCUGUAUCGCGAAUUGCAGCUUUAUUCAAAAUAUGCUGUAACAAAGCAUACAUGGCUCUACACGGAUCUGGUGAUGGUAAUUUCCCUAAUAAUCAUACUAUCCAGCAACGUUAUCAAGUCAAAGCUCCUGGGACUCGGCAUUUGGACUGCUUGUGUGGUUGUGUACGUGGGUGCGAUCGUGGCCUGUUACGAAAAAAAUUGUAUUGCCAAACAUCUUCCAGAAUUUCUGGUGUAUAGGGAGUGGUUCACUCCUCAUAUUUUGAGGAUGUUCAGUGUUAUUUACAAUCUCCUGCCUAUUUCGCUUUCCUGUCCUGCGGAUGAUGGGCCUUGAGGGCAAGUCAUUCAAGUUACAUUCCGGUUACAUUCCGGUGGGGUUGAUGGAUUAGGGCUAGUUACAGGGAUGACUCUCCAUGUUGGACGCUGUCAGUUCUCACAAUAGACGCACAUUGUAACCAGCAUUUGAUUUCUGGGACUAUAGAAGAGUUGAGAAUUAGUAUUUCCAUACUUCGUACGUGUCUUGCUCAGGAGUUGUCCAAAC
Monascus purpureus is the source of this 802-nucleotide messenger RNA. NCBI's taxonomy places the organism in Eukaryota, Fungi, Ascomycota, Eurotiomycetes, Eurotiales, Aspergillaceae. The record is from the annotation of a GenBank genome assembly.